AUGGCAGACGCAACCCCCUACCCCCGCCCCGAUCACCACCGUCCCAACCUCCGGUGGCAGUCCCUCAACGGACCAUGGUCGUUCCUCUUUGACGAUGACGACGUCGGCCUCGCCCAGACAUGGCACAAGACCGGUCUGCCUGCGUCCGUCGCGCUGAGCGCCCCGGCCGCCGCGGCCCAGACCAAAUCGGCGACGGCGGCCGAGGGCGACUCCAUCACCCAACGCAUCGCCGCCGGCACCCAGGACCUGCUGGCCAACAACGUCUUCGCCCGCGCCGACGCCCAGACGCACGAGAAGCGCACCAUCACCGUGCCCUUUGCCUUCCAGACGCCGGCGUCGGGCAUCAACGACAGGGGCGUUCACGAGGUGCUGUGGUACGAGCGCGCCGUCGCCGACCCGCGCACGGCCGAAGACCGGGCCGCGGGCCAGAGGGUCCUGCUGCGGUUCGGCGCCGUGGACUACGAGGCCACCGUGUGGAUUGACGGCCACUUUGUCGGCGGCCACCGCGGCGGACAUGUGCCCUUUGCGCUGGAUGUCUCGGACGCGCUGCGGGAGGGCGGCCCUCGCCGGCUUACGGUCCGCGUGUUUGACUCGGCAUACGACCUGACGCAGCCGCGUGGCAAGCAGUAUUGGGGCCCCAAGCCGGAGAGCAUCUUCUACACGCCUUCCGGGGGCAUCUGGCAGUCUGUCUGGGUAGAGGUUGUGCCGCCGGCGCGCAUUGCUGACAGCAGUGCUGGGACUGUGAUUCGGUCGAAUGACAUUGAGACGGGGACGCUGCGGAGCAAUGUGACGGUCCUCGGUCGUCGUGUCGGGCAGGCGCUCGAGGUCGAGAUGGAGGCCAGUCUUGCCGGUGUGCCUGUUGCGACGUCAGAGCGCAGGGCCCUUUCGAAGGAGUCGAAUGCCGUCGCUGUCGAGCUGGACCUUCGUCUGUCAGAGGCGAAACGCAAGCAACUGCCGGCCCGCUUUUCCUUGUUGGGGCCGCCCUUCGAGGAUGGUACUGCCUGGCGCGAGGGCCUCGGCUCUCUGGUCGCGGAGCACCCUUCCCUCUACGACCUCAAACUCCGCCUGUACGACUCUGCCGGUGCGGUUCUCGACGAAGUCGCCACCACGACGGGCAUGCGGUCCAUCGCGUGGGCACAGAACGACGGCCACUGGCGGCUCAACGGACGGCCGUACUUCCAGGCGCUGUGUCUCGACCAGGGCUACUGGCCCGAGACGCUCAUGACGCCGCCUUCACAGGAGAGCCUCAAGGAGGACAUCUUGCUGGCGAAGCGCAUGGGGCUCAACGGGUGUCGCAAGCACCAAAAGGUCGAGGACCCCUUCAGCGCUGCGUACAUGGAACGGUUCGACGAAGAGUGGGCCGCGAGCGUGCGGCUGGCGGUCAACCAUCCUUGCGUCGUGACGUGGACGCCCGUCAACGAGAGCUGGGGAUACCCGUCGCUCAAGGACAGCACGGAGCAGCGGGACCACAUCCGCUCGCUGUACUACCUCACCAAGACGCUGGACCCGACGAGAAGCAUCAACGAUAACUGCGGCUGGGAGCACGUCAUGACGGAUCUCACGACCUUUCACGACUACGCCGACGGGCCGCAGCUCGCCGCGAAUUGCGCGACCAUGGACAAGAUCCUCGACACCAAGGCCGGGCGCGACAUGUUUGUGCCGGCCGUCGCCGGUGACGCCGGCUCCCAACACAAGCAGGGUGCGCCCGUCAUGUGCACCGAGUUUGGCGGCGUCAACAUUGCGGCGGCCAAGGGCAAGGAGGGCGACGACAGGGACUGGGGGUACACGACGGCGGCCGAUUCGGAGGACUUGCUCAAGAGAAUUGAGAGGCUCGUGCGGGGCGUGGUCGAAGGGGGCCACUGCUGCGCGUUUGUGUACACACAGCUCGCUGACAUUGAGCAGGAGACGAAUGGGCUCUACACAUUUGACCGCAAGGAAAAGCUCGACGCCGCGAGGGUCAAGGCGCUCAUUGAAGAGGCGCUGAAGGCGUUCUACGCGAGGGUCGAGGGGCAGUAA
Messenger RNA from Verticillium alfalfae VaMs.102, 2016 nucleotides. RefSeq names its product glycoside hydrolase family 2 sugar binding. Bases 1 to 2016 code for a protein of 671 amino acids. Lineage: Eukaryota; Fungi; Ascomycota; Sordariomycetes; Glomerellales; Plectosphaerellaceae. Gene Ontology annotation, biological process: carbohydrate metabolic process. The record is from RefSeq and is a predicted model, not a curated record. The transcript is spliced from 2 exons. Gene Ontology annotation, molecular function: hydrolase activity, hydrolyzing O-glycosyl compounds.